Molecule: messenger RNA, 1740 nt
Organism: Hyaena hyaena (striped hyena)
Lineage: Eukaryota; Metazoa; Chordata; Mammalia; Carnivora; Hyaenidae
Product: vomeromodulin-like
Exons: 14
Coding region: 1-1740 (579 amino acids)
Biological process (GO): sensory perception of smell
Source: RefSeq, a predicted model, not a curated record
AUGCUGACCCUCUGGGCCCUCGUCAUCACACUGACCGUCCAGGCAAGAGCACUUAACGUGCUGCCUCCAUCUUUACUAGAGGGAAAUCUCCCUCAAUUACCUCUUGAGGUCACCAAAACAGUUCCUCUCACUCCGCCACUUGGACCACUGCUCAGAGGUGCCCCAAAAGGCUCUCCAUCUACGAAACUUCCAAGCAGGACCCCAGGAGGCAGGUGUCUACCAGUGGCCAGGUACUUCAUGUCUAGCAGCAAACUCGAGGAAUAUCUAAAUGCCACGCUGCCCGCACAGAUCAAGAAGAUGCUGAUGUGUGAGGAGAUAAAUCUAGCUGGUGUGCUUGGGACAGUGAUAUCCACAUUGUCUAACUCCAACCUACUGUCUAUGGUAGACCUCACUUCAUCCCUCAGCCUACCUGGAGGUGAACUUCUUGGUGGUAUCCUGAACAAGGAAAGUGGUGGCCAGUCCCCAAAGCUCCCACUGCCAUCGGUCUCAAAAGCCACUGAUGCCCUCAAUAUCCAAAAGACUCUGGGCAGCCUACUACCCAUUGGCGCAGAGAAGAAUCCUGUAAAGGGAUUGGCCCUUGAUCUCCCAAAUCUCCCCCUACCCCUGAAUGACGUGGUUAGCCAAGCUGGCAAGCUCACAGAAUCCACCGAGGGCAUGCUGAACAGUGUAGUGCCAGGAGGCAUUGGUGAUGCAGUCACAGGCCUGCUGGAUAAUGUUAACAUAGAAGAACUCUUGUUGGGAUUAAAUGUUCAAGAAGUGACUGUGGAGAGCAUGACAUCAACCAUGACAGGUGAUGGGAUCCUCGUAUCUACCACAACUACCGCCUUCAUAGGUGGAAAAGGACUAGCAGGACCUGUAGUCAGCCUACUGGGAUAUCAAGUACACAGCGAUAUAACUCUGAAAAUUGGCAUUUCCACGAACAAUACCCAAUGCGUCAACCUCCAAGUCCAGGACAAGGACAUCAAGUUCAAGAAAGUGACCCUUCAGCUAGUGGAAACGGUCACAAGUACUUUGCCAGUGCCUCUGCCUUUGGACCAAAUCGUUUCUGAAGUGUUGACAGUAGCUAUGAAAGAAAAUCUUCAAGGAACGGCAUCGUGUGACAUUGAUUUCAGUGAUUUCAACGAAUGCAAGAACUCUACUGGCUUGUUCAAGUACAACAUUAAAAGUUCCAGGAUUUCUGCACAAGGUCUUUCAGUCUUGUACUGUGCUAAAGCCUUCUUUAACAAAAAUAUAGUCCCUGUACCUGGAAGUCCCCUUCCACCAGAUCCUAAAAAUGCCAACAUUUCUCUAACUCUGUCCCAUAAAUUACUCAACAUUAUCAUCACACUGAGUGUCAAGCAGAGCUCCACCAAGACCAAUAACAUGGCUGCAAGCAUCACCAAAAUAGCCUACUCCUUCAAGUCAGGCAACCAACUCCAAGUCACCUUCUGGGUUCCUGUGGAAAAGGAUGGUGAGAAUUUUGCUACUGUGGAAAGGACCUUAAUCAUCUCCCAUGACAGCAAGAUUUCAAAAGACAAACUGAUAACAGACUUCAAGAUUGUAAGCUCUGAAGACAUGGUGACACCCUCUGAGACUGAGGCUGAGGUGCAAGAUAUAUUGCUUCAGGUUGUGAAGAAAUGCUUAUCUGCCCUUAAUGAACUGACAAGUGCAUGGAAUGUUCCACCAGGACUAACCUCAACUCCUCUAAACAAUGUCAAGGUUACAGUACUUAAAUCGAACGAUCUUCAGGCAGCAAACUAA